This is a messenger RNA of Contarinia nasturtii (swede midge), 3388 nucleotides long. Its product is annotated as NEDD4-binding protein 2. The transcript is spliced from 10 exons. NCBI's taxonomy places the organism in Eukaryota, Metazoa, Arthropoda, Insecta, Diptera, Cecidomyiidae. The coding region runs from base 138 to 3281 and encodes 1047 amino acids. The record is from RefSeq and is a predicted model, not a curated record.
GUAUACUCGAGAAAUUUAACGUAUUCAAAAAGAAGAGAUAAUGAAAUCCCAUAUCAUCAUUUUAUUUGUUAAUACAUAAAAUUCGAAGUUUAAAUACAUUUUAAAGAGUGUAAAAUAAAUAAUUUUUUUAGAUAUAAAUGAGAAUAUGUGUAUUUGUCAUUGAAUGUAUGAAAAUUCAAAAAAUGGAUAAUAAGUCGACUUUUGACGACAAAAUAUUUGCCCAAUUGACACAUUUAUUUGGGCAGACAGUUCCAAACGAAGAGAUUCUGAAAACGGUCAGGAAGGUUGAAAUAUACGGACGAGACGAGAAAUGGAAAUUGGAUCAAUGCAUUGAAAUGUUAGUGAGAUUUGAUCCUAGUACUAUAGAAAAAUCAACAUCAAUGCAAAUGGAAAGCAAUAAUAACAUUAACAAAACUGAUGAUGAUUUUGACGACGAUGCCGACGUUUUAAUUGAAUCAGACGAGAUACAACAUCUACAUGACAAUGAAAAGUCACAGUUUCUACGUGGUGGGGAGCAAAUGCAUCAACCAAACGACAAGCGUUCACCAUGGCCAUACAAGGCUUUGCAAAAAAAUCAAGGCUUUGCAGCAAUCAAUGCACCUAUAGCAAAUCAAAGAACAUUCAAGCAACCACGGAUAAUAUCAAAUACAAUCGAUAAGCAUCCUGAUAUGCCGGAUAUUAUUAAACACAUUGAACAAAAUCAUCGAAUUUUAAUUUGUUUAAGGGGGCCCCCCGGUAGUGGAAAAUCUUUUUUGGCGCGUUGCAUCAUUGAUCGAACAAUGAAUGCGGAUUAUGACAAUCAUAUAUUUUCGACAGAUGACUUCUUCUAUGACAAACGAUCCAAACAGUAUAUUUUCGAUAGAAGUAAACUAAGCGAAGCACAUGAUCGGAAUCAAUUUAGAGUGUCACAGCGUGCUAUGAAUGGCUGGAGUCCUAUAAUAGUGGACAAUACGGCCAUGAAAUUGUGGGAAAUGAUACCGUAUUUCAAAAUAGCCGUUCAAAAUAAAUACAUUAUCAAAAUCAUUGAACCCAAUACCCCGUGGAAAAUUUCAGUCGGAAAAUUGGCUCAACGCAACAAACAUAAUGUUAGCGAGGAGACAAUCGCUAGAAUGUUAUCGAAUUAUGAACCUGGAACAGUUACAGAAAUCUUGCGAUCAAUGCAAAUUUAUAAUUAUCCAAUGAGUCCAUGUCAAUCACUAAAGCCAGCAUUACAACAACAACAACAACAACAAAGCUCAAAUAACGCGAGUGGCUGCUCACGCUUCACACCAAAAGAACAAAGAGAGCAAAGAUCCAAGCGACAUGAACUAAAUCAUGAAUAUGCUGAUAAUAGAUUAGUUACUACAAGUAAAAAUAAAUCCAGCGAGGAAUGGCCGGCUUUUGAAGAAGAAUCAAUAAAUUUUUGGAAUACUUCUGUAGACAAAAAUCUUCUAAUACCGCAAAGAAAAACUACCAGCAACAUGACAAGCAGUAAUAUGUAUAAUUUUUUGACUACAAAGACAAAUCAUUCGACGACAGAUACUCAAAAUAUUAAAAUUGUCCCGAUGAAACACAAAAAAGAUUGCAUUAAUGAAAAUCAAUCAUUCCAACAAAUUCGACAGAUUUUUCCCCAGAUUCCGAUUGCACUGCUUUGGGAUUUGUUCGAAAAAUGUAAUGGUGAUGGAAAUUGGACUAUGGAUAUUUUGCUGAACGAGAGCGAAACAAAAGAUCUCCAAACAUUAAUUUCACAAGAAGAUAUCGAACGAGAUAAUUUUUCAUGUGAUUGUGAUAAACCAUUAAGUACCGACUUUUCGCAGGCAGUUGAUGCUAUUCCAGUUGAAUGGCUUAAGGAAAAUGUUAUAGUAUCACGAAAUCAAAGACGUCAGAAGCAAAAUACAAAUACUAAUGAAACUGAUGUAGUCAAAUAUAUAGAGAAACAGUUUGUUAUUUCCGACAGUCAUUACUCAGAACAUACCAAAAAAAUUCGUGACAAUCGCCGUGCCACAUCCACAGUAACAACAGACGUUGCUGGUGGCUAUAAUCAAGAUACAGCUAUUGCCUCGUGUUCAUUUACACCAGCUGACUUGAAUAUAAAUGACGACGAUAUUGAUGAAAUGAUUGAAAUGGAUUUAGGCAUUGAAUUGAUAUGUCAACUAGACAAACAAUUUGGCUCUAACGCUUUUCAAAAUGAAACAUUGAAAGACGUCAAAACCGUAGUUCUUUUAAAAAAGUCACUCGCCCAACAAUUGUAUGCAACGUGGAUUGAGUCAUUUCAUCAUCAAAUUGAGGAGCAAAAACAGCAAUCAAUCAAAGAUGACGAAGAGUUUGCAAAAGAGCUGCAAAUUAAACAGCCUCCAGCAGAAAAUAGCCUCUUUGAAGUGACACAAACGUCAAACAUUCAAAAUAUUGCUGAUAUGGAAUACACGUGGAAUGCGUACAAAUGUAAUGCCAACGAAUGGAAGCAAACUACGCGUGAAGAUUUAGCAAUGAAAAUGACAAAAGCGAAAUUAUGUGAAAUUUUCCCAACUAUUGAGCGAGAACAUUUAUUUGAAGUAUUCACGGCGUAUGGAAAUAGAUUUGAUAAAACUGUUGAAUUUUUCAAAGAAAACCUAAAAUCCGAAAUCAAUGCACAAAUCCAAAUCAAAGGCCAAGAGUUAAUUGCACAAGUUAAAGAGCAAGCGAUCCAACCGAUACAGCUGCCAGGAAACUCAAAAUCCAACAAGCAUAAGAUCCAAGAAUAUCCAACACUAGAUAAAUUAGACGCCGAGGAGGCAAAACGAGCCGCUCUUAAAGAUUUUGAAGAAAGCCGCAAUUUGGCUAUGCAUCACGCUCAUUUAAAAGCCGAAUGUUACAGUAAGGCGCGGGAAUCAUUUCAACGCAAGCAAACAGGUGUGGCAUACUAUUACACUACCGUUGCCAACUUACAUAAUCAAAAAAUUGACAUGUACAAUCAUAAAGCGGCUAAUGCCAUUGUUGAAGUACAUUCGUACACACAACAGGAUCCAAAUAUGCUUGAUUUACAUUAUUUACACGCUGAUGAAGCAAUCGAAUGUUUAGAUAUUUAUCUCGAUCGACAUCUCAAAGAGCUCAAAGAUGCAAAAAGAGGUUCCAAAUACGUUUUUAUUAUUACUGGUCGUGGAUUACACAGUGCUGGUGGUUUUUCAACAAUUAAGCACCGAGUUAAGUGCCGUUUGAAGCAGCGAACAUUAUCUUGGUGUGAAGUCAAUGCCGGACUUUUGAAGAUCAAGCUUCAGUAUAUUUCGUUAUUCACUGACAACAUAAACAACAACCAAAAUGUGUAACAUUGUUAUUACACGAUAUAUUUUUACCAUUUUGCUUGUGACAUCCACAUCCAAAAUUCAAAUAUUUUUACAGUAAAAAUAAGACUUUUUUUUCUGAAAUAAAAUCA